ACUUCCAAAAUCCAUAACAAAUAAUCUAGAUCUACUUUUGAGUAACAGCGGUAAAAUUAGUCUAGAUAGGACUAGUCUAGUUGACUAGUUGAUGAAAAGCAACUCGUCAAGAUCUAGAUUUCUAUCUAGACUCUAGAUCUAGCAACAAUGGCAUUUAGCAUUGCCUUUGAUUGUCUUCCUCUACAAAUGACAGACAAUGAACUGGCUAAUUAUCCUCAGUUUAGUAGUCUACUCAGUUGUCUACAAGAUAGACUUGCACCUGAUGGAAGCAGCUUAAAAAUGAAGUCAGCACUAGAUGAGGUACAGCACAGUUUGUCACAGGCAAGACUUAAAUGGUUGAUGAGUCACACUGUGUAUCUUGAGCUCUAUGAACUAUUAGCUAGCUAUGAGAUAAAAAGUCAUGAAGGGACACUCACUCCAGAUGAGAAACAGAUCCAGAUGUGUCUGACAAAGACGUUGUCUUACAAUGAGAUUGGGGACUAUUUGCAUUUCCACCCAGGUGUCAACAGUAAGUCAACUCUUUUUGGCUUAACCCAGAUGGAUAUUGAUCAGCACAACCCUGCUAAACAUCUGCUAAAUGAUCUUCAGAAGAUAAUUAUUCCUAUGAUAGAAGACAAAAUUCAGAAAAAAUGUGAAGAUUUAUACAACUUUUACGAGCCUGUAAAGGCAACUCAGCAAGGUUCAGCCGCUACCAAGUUCUUAACCUUGCCAGAUUUAGUGGAACAUAAACUGCUGAGUCUUCAACAAGAAAAGGAAACCUUGAAGAAAGACAGAGUCGCAAGAGAGCAGCAUUUCUGGACCUACUACCAGAAACUGUUGGAGUGUUUGUCUGUAAUUGAGACUAUUGUCAAAGAGUACAAACUGACUUGUCAGGCUCAGACUGAUGAUGUCACAGUGGAAUGGCUAGAAACACGUUCUGAAGCAUUGAGAUUAAAAGUCAAGUUGACGCAAGUUCAGAUUCUCUGUGACACCUACACAAAUGAGGCAGUGAAAGCUUUGAAAAAAAUAAGAGGUCAUCUUGACGAUGCCAUAAAACAGACAGAAGCUCAAUUGGCUGCAACUACCUACUCACUCCAGUCCUAUCACUCCAUUGGUGCAGAGUUCAAAUCACUUGUCAACCAGUUUACAUUACUUCAGAAUGAAAUAGAGAACCGCAAGUGGGCUCUGAGCACCAUGGGGAGAACACUGAACUCCACAGAUGGGUUAAGCCACACGGCUAGCAGCUCCCCACGGAGUGUGGACAGUCUACUCAACCUAGUCAGUCCCCCAGUCUCUCAGUUGAAAACAGAUUUGCAGAGCCAACCUGCAGUUGUCCACCCUUCUUCAAAAAGUCAUCAACGUGAGAAAGAAACUAAGAAGGUUUCAUUCCUGUCACCCAGCUCUUCACAAAACUCAACUACAUAAUAGUUUGAUUUCAGUUUGAAAAAUGUAAUUUGAACACAUUAUUACAUGCAAGAAUGUUUGAACUCAUCAUUACAUGAAAGAUUGUUUGAACUCAUCAUUACAUGAAAGAUUGUUUGAACUCAUCAUUACAUGAAAGAUUGUUUGAACUCAUCAUUACAUGAAAGAUUGUUUGAACUCAUCAUUACAUGAAAGAUUGUUUGAACUCAUCAUUACAUGAAAGAUUGUUUGAACUCAUCAUUACAUGAAAGAUUGUUUGAACUCAUCAUUACAUGAAAGAUUGUUUGAACUCAUCAUUACAUGAAAGAUUGUUUGAACUCAUCAUUACAUGAAAGAUUGUUUGAACUCAUCAUUACAUGAAAGAUUGUUUGAACUCAUCAUUACAUGCAAGAUUGUUUGAACUCAUCAUUACAUGCAAGAUUGUUUGAACUCAUCAUUACAUGCAAGAUUGUUUGAACUCAUCAUUACAUGCAAGAUUGUUUGAAGUCAUCAUUACAUGCAAGAUUGUUUGAACUCAUCAUUACAUGCAAGAUUAUUUGAACUUAUCAUUACAUGCAAGAUUGUGUGAUAACAAAAAUCUAAGCAGAUCUCUUGAAAAGUGUUAAAAAAAAUGUUUUUUGCUAAUGCGGAAAUGACAAAAACAAAA
This is a messenger RNA of Biomphalaria glabrata, 2047 nucleotides long. RefSeq lists its product as uncharacterized. The transcript has 9 exons. Bases 148 to 1404 code for a protein of 418 amino acids. Gene Ontology annotation, cellular component: HAUS complex. Gene Ontology annotation, molecular function: microtubule minus-end binding. The record is from RefSeq and is a predicted model, not a curated record. Lineage: Eukaryota; Metazoa; Mollusca; Gastropoda; Planorbidae. Gene Ontology annotation, biological process: centrosome cycle; spindle assembly.